Cynara cardunculus var. scolymus (artichoke) is the source of this 1095-nucleotide messenger RNA. Its product is annotated as GDSL esterase/lipase At1g29670-like. Lineage: Eukaryota; Viridiplantae; Streptophyta; Magnoliopsida; Asterales; Asteraceae. The transcript has 5 exons. Gene Ontology annotation, molecular function: hydrolase activity, acting on ester bonds. The record is from RefSeq and is a predicted model, not a curated record. The coding region runs from base 1 to 1095 and encodes 364 amino acids.
AUGGCAUGUUUUCAUGAAGUUCUUAUGAUCACAUUGUUUUACGGUCUUAUCUUACCAACAUGGGUAGUUGGAAAACAGCAAAUACCAUGUUACUUCAUUUUUGGAGACUCCUUAGUCGACAACGGCAACAAUAAUCACUUGGUUACUUUCGCCAAAGCCAUUUACCUUCCUCAUGGCAUCGACUUCAGCUCUGGACCAACCGGAAGGUUUUGCAAUGGCCGCACCUUCGCUGACUUCACUGCUGAACAUUUGGGUUUCACUAGUUACAUUCCUCCAUUUGCUUCUCCAAAUGGGUCCAAUAUUCUAUUAGGACUAAAUUACGCAUCAGCAGCAGCAGGAAUUCGCAGCGAGACUGGCCGUCAUCUGGGUGAUCGGAUAACGUUUGAUCAGCAACUGGAAAAUCACGAAAUGACAGUGUCGAGUAUUGGAGAGAUUCUAGGAGGAGCUGAUUCGGCAUCGACUUACCUAAAGAAGUGCUUCUAUCAGAUUGGAUUUGGCAGCAAUGAUUACCUUAACAACUAUUUCAUACCAUCUGUGUAUGAAACCAGCAACAUCUUUACAGUUGAGGAAUUCACCAAAGUCCUCAUUCAACAAUAUAGUAGCCAGAUUCUGGCAUUAUAUAACUAUGGAGCAAGGAAGGUAGCUCUUAGUGGUUUGGGUCCGAUUGGUUGCACCCCAUAUGAGCUGUCUCGUCACUCUUCGAAUGACUCUUGUGUAGAAUACAUCAAUACAGCGGUUCGAUUGUUCAAUCACAAUCUCAAGUUACUAGUUGAUGAGCUCAACAACGACACGAGCCUACAAGAUGCUAAAUUUAUCUACUUGAACUUCUAUGAUAUGAGUAUGGAAGCCAUUCAACAACCUUCUUCUGUCGGAUUAAAGGUGGUGAAUAGCGCGUGUUGUGGAACGGGGUUGAACAAUGGUGCUCUUACAUGUCUACCGUUUGAAGUUCCGUGUUCGAACAGGGAUGAAUAUUUCUUUUGGGAUGCAUAUCAUUCUACCGAAGCAGCAAACAAGAUAGCCUCAAGAAGAGCAUAUCUCACAGUUAAUCCUUCAGAUGUUCAUCCCUUUGAUAUUUAUCACUUGAUCCAACUCUAG